Molecule: messenger RNA, 1614 nt
Organism: Strongylocentrotus purpuratus (purple sea urchin)
Lineage: Eukaryota; Metazoa; Echinodermata; Echinoidea; Camarodonta; Strongylocentrotidae
Exons: 3
Coding region: 1-1614 (537 amino acids)
Biological process (GO): positive regulation of DNA-templated transcription
Cellular component (GO): nucleoplasm; chromatin
Molecular function (GO): ubiquitin-protein transferase activity
Source: RefSeq, a predicted model, not a curated record
AUGGCUGAGAAGGCCGGGGAAGAGAAAGCUCCAAGCUCUUCAGAGAACCUGACAUGUCCACUAUGUCUUGAUAUCUUCGACGAGGCAACCAUCCUGACUUCAUGCGGACACACCUUCUGUCGGAAAUGUCUCAAGAACUAUGAUCUGUCCCACCAGGAUCUCGAUCACAUGAUCUGUCCUCUGUGCAGGAAGAUCACCAAGUUGUCUGCGAACCGUGUCGAUGAUUUUCUUACCAAUGUGACUGUCAACGGACUUGUAGACAAUUACCACGCCAAGUGUGGAGGAAUGAACGCUGUCCUUGAGAUGCGUCUAAAAUGUACUGCUUGCAAGUUUCAUCAAGAUGCUGUGAACGACCUUGUCCAGCGAUGUGCCGCCAAGAAGACUGAACUGGAGAAAAACAUUCAGAAUGUUGAAGUACAACGCCAUGAGGUUUACAAUGCCGUGCAGAAACUACUGGACGAUGUCAGUCAAGCCUACAGCAUCAAGGCCAAAGAACUUGAAGAAAAUCAUCGUAAUCUCAUCGAGCAAAUCAAUGUAGUAAAGCGGAGUUUCGAUCACGACCUCAACGUCUUGAAAUCCAACGAUCGACAGAAGAUCAAGAGUAUUCGUAGUUCACUGACACUGGUAGCUAAUGACAGACUGGGUCGUCUUGAGAAAGACAGUCUGUCUGCUCAUACCUUGUUAUGUGAGGAGCUGGAUGCCAUGCUGAAGGAGGCUACUGAUCACACUUCUGUGGCAGCCGUUGCGAAGAAAGCACAGGAGAAGAGGUUCAAGCCUGCAGAUGAUACUCGUCUUGAACUCGGGAGCAUCUCAGGAUCAGCUACUGAUCAUACUUCUGCGGCUGCCAUGAGGAGGAAAACACAGACGAAGACGUUCAAGUCUGCAGAUGAUACUCGUCUUGACCUCGGGAGCGUCUUAGAAUCAGAACCCAAGUUGCAAGUUAUUCAGUGUGUAGAUCUACGGGGAGCUAUGUGGGAUAUGACCCCGUACUCUAAGGACAGUGUAGCUAUCGGAUAUCUGUGUAUACCUGGUAUCGAUAUCAUUGAUUCAGCUGGUAAACAAGAGCAGUAUACAAACAUACCAAGUAACAUGAUAUGCUAUGGUCUUGUGUUUCAACAAAACAGGUCGUUAUGCAUAGCGACGAGUGACAAACAAGCGCACAUAUUUUCUCCCAAUGGUUCCAGGAAAUCAACUAUGCCCAUGAUAGGCAGUGGCCUUCUCAUACUAAACAGAAGUCCAUCAGAUGAAAUCGUCAUCGCUGACAAUGAGAAGCAAGUCUAUAUCUAUGACCCGACGGGAUCCACACACAAACACAUUGUUCCAACAAAACACAACAAGACGAAGCAGAUAUCUGCCACCAGGUCGGGUUUGUUCGUCACGAGUUCAUGUAACACCAAUCCAAGCGUGGUGACGGUGUAUGACCGGAAAGGGAAAGCUGGCAAGUCUUUACAAGCUUCAAACAGGGUCUACCUGUAUGCUGCCGUGGAUGAGCAGGACAGGGUGUAUGUAGCGAGUGUUGAUGGUAUGAAUGGUAACGUGGUGAUUAGGCUCUAUGACCUUGAUGGUCUGAACAUGAUUGAGAGAGUUGAGUUCAAUUUUGUAAAGUACCUUUAG